Molecule: messenger RNA, 1560 nt
Organism: Phodopus roborovskii (desert hamster)
Lineage: Eukaryota; Metazoa; Chordata; Mammalia; Rodentia; Cricetidae
Product: putative sperm motility kinase W
Exons: 1
Coding region: 1-1560 (519 amino acids)
Biological process (GO): protein phosphorylation; intracellular signal transduction
Cellular component (GO): cytoplasm
Molecular function (GO): ATP binding; protein serine/threonine kinase activity
Source: RefSeq, a predicted model, not a curated record
AUGGGUGAAAUUCCAGUAAGCAUCAUGGCCAGCCACUUGGAAGAGGACAUCCUCCAACAGGACUUCAGAAUCUUAAAAUCUCUAGAUUUUGGUUCAUUUGGGGAGGUGAAGCUUGCAUGCCAUCUUCCUACAAAUACACAGGUUGCUGUCAAGGUGCUGGAGAAAAAUCCAACUGCUGUGACUGACAACACCUCUGAAAUAGAGAUCCUUCAGUCUUUGGAACAUAGAAAUAUAGUUCGAUUUUUUCAUGCCAUUGACACAGUGAACAUGACUUAUGUUGUUAUGGAGUAUGUUCCUGGAAAGAAUUUGGAGAUGUUCCUCAGGAACGUAGCCUAUCUGACAGAGGAUGAAGCUAGACCAAUAUUCCAACAGGUGGUGACUGCGGUGCACUUUCUCCACCAAAGACUCAUUGCACAUCGUGAUAUUAAAUUGGAGAAUAUCCUUAUCGACAGAGCUGGAAACGUCAAGCUUUGUGACUUUGGAUUGGCCAUUCAGCUCAAAGAGGGGCAGAUGUUGAAAGAGAGCUGUGGCUCCUUGCACUAUAUGGCUCCAGAGAUCUUGGCAGGGAAACCCUAUGAUGGGCUGGCAGUUGACAUGUGGAGCUUGGGAGUUGUCCUGUAUGUGCUGGUCACAGGACAAUUUCCAUAUGAAGAAAGGACUUAUCAUGGUAUGCAUAAGGUCAUCAGCAAAACAAAAUAUCCACUUCCCUACCACCUAUCAAAGCCCUGUUGCCAAACCAUUGGACGAUUACUCGCAGUCCCGACCAGGCACAGGAUAACAAUAAGUCAGCUCCAGGAAAGAAGAUGGCUGGGCCACAUUAAAGAUCAUGUAGAACCAGCAAAGAAGGAAAUCCUUCUGAGGGUCAUAGACAUAUUGUGCACCAGUGGCUAUAGCUGUGAAGAAAUCGUGUCAACCCUAACUCACAGACAACCAAAUACUAAAUUAGCAGCGACUGUCAAUAUACUUAAACAUAAGUUGAUCUCUGGGGAGUGUCAUCAGGAAAAUGGGAAUUCCUGUUUAAACAACAGCUGUGUAGGAGCUCUUCAGCCCCUUUUCCCGUUGAAGAGGACCGCCAGUGUACCUUCCAUUCAUAAAAUUAUACAAGCUGGGAAUUAUAACUUCGAGGAGGAAGGUGAAGAAGGAAAAGCCAAGAGAUUCCAAAGUGAAAACAUGCUCGACAAACUCUCCUGCUUAGAGAUGUUGCCCAGUUCAGAGGAAAGACUCAAGAAAGGAAAUGAUUGGAUGGCUAAUGUCAUCCACAGUGCUACCAGGUACUUUGCAAUGCACAUGAAGUGUGUUGACAGCCAGCCUUGUGAUGGCACCACAUGUGAAUCAGGUCUGCAUGCAACACCGACAACGAUUUUGAGCACGAUCUCCUCUUCACAGCAACCACCCUUGAGGACCAACAUGUCCAAUGACCAGGCUCAGGUACCACCCACAAUCUCAGGAUCGAGGGCAUUCAGGGCCUGGAAACUGAUAAAGAAACGAUUAUCCCAUGCGCUCAGAGAACUGUGCUGUCUUCCUGAACCAUUUCCUGGAGAAUCCUGGACCCUCUUGUAA